AUAAUCUCGACAUUCCUAGAAGGUACCUUACCUACCUACUACCUAGGUAAAGGUUGAAUUCAAAAGCACAUAUACCCAUCAGCCUUCCCAUAUACCCGACCUCCCUUGAGAGCACACCCGAGACCAGCUUACAUCACUAACAAUUCGUGCGGCCUCGAACAAUCGCCCGCCUACCUCCUACGUUCAGCGCAACAGUGUCGUCCACGCCAUUCCAUCAUGCCUUUCCAAUCUCCCUCAUGGGUGCCGGCAUUGCCAGAGAUCCCCGAUUCCAUUUCGGUGGAGCGCUUCAUGUUUGACGAGAACUAUGGCCGAUUUCCACUGGGCUACUCGAAGCCGCCCUUCGUCUGCGCCCUCAGUGGCAAGUCGUACCCUGCGCUAGAAGUGAAAGAGCGUGUCGAUUACCUCGCUCGAGCAUUGUGUAAAGAGUUUGGCUUCAAACCGAACGAAGGGUCAGAAUGGGAUAAGGUCAUUGCCUGCUUCAGUCUAAAUACCGUCGACUACCUCACCCUGGCCUGGGCUGUACACCGAAUAGGAGGAGUCUUGACUGCUGUCAAUGCAGCAUACAACGCGCGCGAGCUGGAGUACCAGAUGAAGGACUCUGGAGCCAAGGCCAUCUUCACAUGCUUGCCGCUUCUUCAGACGGCCAAGGAUGGGGUCCAGAAGUCGAAGAUUCCGAACGACAGGAUAUAUCUCUUGCCUGUGCCAGAUGCGAUCACUGGAGGGGCGAAGAAUCCUGGACACAAGACGAUUGAAGACCUCAUUCAAGCAGGCAAGAGGCUCGAUAGAAUUACACCCACCGAUGAGAGUUGGUCCAAGGGACAUGCCAAGGAACGAUGUGCGUUCCUAUGUUACAGUAGUGGUACAUCGGGCUUGCCCAAAGGAGUCAUGAUCUCGCACUAUAAUGUCAUCGCCAACACGAUUCAGAUGAAUACCCACGACAAGCUCGAUCGAGAGGCGAUGAAAAAGCAGACGGAAGACACCCAUUACACCGAGAACUGCCUUGGUCUGCUGCCCAUGUCUCAUAUCUACGGGUUGAUUGUCAUCUGCCACGUGGGAAUCUGGAGGGGUGACGGCGUGGUGGUACUACCCAAGUACGACUUCAAGUGGUUGCUCACGGCAAUACAAGAACACAAGAUCCGCAUGUUGUACCUCGUGCCUCCCAUGAUCAUUCACAUGACCAAGGCCAAGGACACAUUGAAACAAUUUGAUCUGUCGAGCGUGCGUGCGUGCUUCACCGGCGCGGCUCCUCUCGGAAAGGAAACUGCGGACGAUCUGGCUCAGAUUUACCCCGACUGGAAGAUUUGUCAAGGAUAUGGCCUCACCGAGACAUCCACGGUAGUAUGUGCCACCACCACCUCCGACAUCUGGCUCGGUAGCUGUGGAUCGCUUCUUCCCGGCAUUACAGCGCGACUCGUGACGGUCGAAGGCAAUGAGAUUACGGGACACGACCAACCUGGCGAGCUUUGGGUGAAAUCUCCCGCGGUCGUACUUGGAUAUCUGAACAAGCCACAAGCCAACAAAGAGACCUUCAUCGACGAGCCCGAUGGAAGAUAUAUGCGCACGGGAGACGAAGCCGUCAUUUCCAAAUCCCCCUCCGGCCACGAACACGUCUUCAUUGUCGAUCGCAUCAAGGAACUCAUCAAAGUCAAAGGCCAUCAAGUCGCCCCUGCGGAAUUGGAAGCACAUCUCCUCACUCAUCCUUCGGUCAAUGACUGUGUAGUGAUUGGCAUCCCCUCCGAUCGCGAAGGCGAAGUUCCCAAGGCGUUUGUGGUCAAGCAUCCCGGUGAGAAGGCAGAUGAUGCGACGUUGCGGAAAUCCAUCACCAAGUACGUCGAGGAUCACAAGACCAGGUACAAGUGGCUCGCAGGCGGGCUGGAAUUUAUCGAUGUGGUGCCCAAGUCGCCUUCGGGAAAAAUUCUUCGGCGCUUGAUGCGAGAUCAGGAACGGGCGAAGAUGAAGAAGGAAGGUGCGAAGCUGUGAGCGUGUCUUUCUCGCGUCCUCCGUCCAUCUUGAGGAGAGGGGGAAAGCAACAUGUGUAGCAAGCAAUCCUGUCGUGAGUUUAUUGUGUAAGGUAUUGUCAUUAUUACCGCGUCUGGAUUCGCGCUUGUUUGUCUUUCCAUCCAGAUAUUCGAGCGAUAUGUAUGUAAUCUCCUGUAAAGAAAAUACCUUGUGCAAAG
Sphaerulina musiva SO2202 is the source of this 2177-nucleotide messenger RNA. RefSeq names its product phenylacetyl-CoA ligase. Lineage: Eukaryota; Fungi; Ascomycota; Dothideomycetes; Mycosphaerellales; Mycosphaerellaceae. The record is from RefSeq and is a predicted model, not a curated record. Bases 217 to 1980 code for a protein of 587 amino acids. The transcript has a single exon. Gene Ontology annotation, molecular function: CoA-ligase activity.